Messenger RNA from Oryzias melastigma (Indian medaka), 4861 nucleotides. RefSeq names its product sphingosine-1-phosphate receptor 1 (gene s1pr1). Bases 543 to 1664 code for a protein of 373 amino acids. Gene Ontology annotation, molecular function: sphingosine-1-phosphate receptor activity. NCBI's taxonomy places the organism in Eukaryota, Metazoa, Chordata, Actinopteri, Beloniformes, Adrianichthyidae. The record is from RefSeq and is a predicted model, not a curated record. Gene Ontology annotation, biological process: sphingosine-1-phosphate receptor signaling pathway; angiogenesis. Gene Ontology annotation, cellular component: membrane. The transcript has 2 exons.
AACACAAUUUUCGUUAAAUAACAAAAUGAAGACAACAAACUUUAAAACAUGAAUUUAUUGUGAAUGAUAUAGAAAUAUAAAAUAUAAAAAUAACGAAAUAACAAAAACUCUUCACAAAGUGUCACUUUUUAUGAAGCAUCGGAUCCUUUCUUUAGGACUGCCCCCCUGCCGCCCCAUCCUCUCCGAGCGCGCGCGCUUCCUCUGGCUCGCGCUCUCGUUGACUUCACUGUCGGACUCUCUUCUAGCGGACUCCAGCCGAAAGUGGAGGAUAACAAAAACACUUUUUAUGGUGCCAAAAGCUGCUCUUCUUUUUCUCUGCACGGACGUGAGGCUCAGAGGAAACUCCGAAAGGGUUUUUUAUUUUUUGUGAAGAACAAAGUGGAGCUUCAGCUUUAAGGAAAAGUGAGCUGCUGAACUCAGAAGCAUGUCCUCCUUUGGCGGCAGGACCCUCUCUGCUCCUCCUCGGGGUGACCCUCUGACAUGAGGAACUGAAGUCUAAAGAAACAGCCCUCCCUGCUGGAGACCAUCUGCUAUUACACACCAUGGCUGAGCCCAGCUAUUCCGAUCUCAUUGCCAAACACUACAACUUCACCGGCAAGUUCCGCAAGACGGAGCAGGACUCCGGUUUGAAGGCUGACUCUGUGAUCUUCAUCAUCGUGUGCUGCUUCAUCAUCCUGGAGAACAUCCUGGUACUUGCCACCAUUUGGAGGACCAAGAAGUUUCAUAAGCCCAUGUACUACUUCAUUGGGAACCUGGCGCUGUCUGACCUGCUGGCCGGCGUCGUGUACACCGCCAAUAUUCUGCUGUCGGGAGCCAACACCUACAAGUUGACGCCCACGCAGUGGUUCCUGAGAGAGGGCAGUAUGUUCGUAGCUCUGGCGGCGUCUGUCUUCAGCCUCUUGGCCAUUGCCAUUGAGCGCCACCUCACUAUGCUGAAGAUGAAGCUGCACAACAACGGCAACACGUGCCGCGUCUUCCUCCUCAUCAGCACGGUGUGGAUGAUCGCAGCGGUGCUGGGCGGGCUGCCGCUGAUGGGCUGGAACUGCAUCCAGAGGAUGUCGCAGUGCUCCACCGUCCUACCGCUCUACCACAAAACCUACAUCCUGUUCUGCACCACCGUCUUCAGCAUCAUCCUCAUGGCCAUCGUGGUACUCUACGCCCGGAUCUACACGCUGGUGCGCACUCGCAGCCGCAAGCUCGUCUUCCGCAAAGUGACCAACAGCCGCGGGAAUCCCAGCACUAACAGCAAGAGCUCGGAGAAGUCUCUGGCUCUGCUGAAGACCGUCAUCAUCGUCCUGAGCUGCUUCAUCGCCUGCUGGGCACCGCUCUUCAUCCUCCUGCUGCUGGACGUGGCCUGUGAGACGAUGAGCUGCCCCAUCCUCUACAAGGUGGAUUGGUUCUUGGCGCUCGCCGUCCUCAACUCAGCCAUGAACCCCCUCAUCUACACGCUGACCAGCAACGAGAUGCGGCGCGCCUUCCUCAAGACCCUUCUGUGCUGCACCGCCUGCCUCAGGCCGAAGGCUAAGUUCACGGGGCCCAUCAUGGGGGCGGAGUUCAGUCGCAGCAAAUCCGAUAACUCCUCCCAUCCCAACAAGGAAGAGGGGGAGUACUCUCCAAAGGAGACGACAGCGGUGUCCUCAGGGAAUGCCACCUCGUCGUCCUAAACAUGGACGGAUAGUCCAGACGGAGGCUGUGUUUGUACAGGUUUACCUUUAGCUGGAGACUUCCAAACCGGACCGACUGGAACCAGCAAACUCUGACUCAAAGGAGACGUUCAGCUCUGGCUUAGAGCUGCAGCAUGUGGAUCCCUGUGGUCAUUCUUCGUUCAGUACCGGGUCUUCUCAGCACUCUUUGCCCUCUGAAGAUGCUACAGCUCCUCCCACCAGAUAGAGGGAGGAGCUACUGGACGGUCUGUGGUUUGAUGCUUCAUGAAGGAGACUGAACUGGAAUUCUGAGCUUCAUAGGAACUUUGGUUGAUUCUCCUAGAAGGAUCAGACUUUACACUUACUCGCUAAGAAAAACUAGAGCAUGUAGCACUUAAGCACACAAGUGUUGUAAUAUUUAAGAGAAACAAAUUAAUUCAGAGAAAUGUCACACUUGUUUGUCUUUGCAUUGAAGAAGUUCAGUCAUGAAUUCAGAGCUCAGCUGCUUCUAUGUGACCUUGUCUAUCUGUGAAAAGUUUCUGAGCUCCGGUCAGGAUUCACCAACCUGCAUAUUCUCCAUGUUUCUCUGAGUAAAGACCCACUCUGAUGAAAAUGGGGAUUUUUCUCUUUAGGUUAUAUUUAAGGAAAAUUAAGAUUAAAAAUGCUUUUCUCUGCAGCAUUGCCAGUCUCUGUAUGACCAGAGCAGGAGCUUGGUUUGCAUAGCCAGCAGUAAGUCAGACCUGUUGCCGGUGCAUGUUGGGCUGCCCUUUAUCACCGGUUCUGUUCCUAGUCUUUAUGAACAGAAUUUCUAGGCGCAGUCAGGGGCCAGAGGGGAUCUGCUUUGGGGACCACAGGAUUUCAUCUCUGCUCUUUGCAGAUGAUGUUGUUCUGUUGGCCUCAUCAGGCCAGGACCUCCAGCAUGUAUUGCAGCGGUUUGCAGCCGAGUGUGAAGCUACCGGCAUGAGGGUCUGAGGCCAUUAUUCUCGACCGGAGAAAGUUUGUUUUCCCUCUCUCAGUGGGUGGAGUGCUCCUGUCUCAGGGGGAGUUUAAAUUUCUUCGGGUUUUGUUCACGAGUGAGGGAAGAUCGGAGCGUGAGAUUGACAGGAGGACCGGUGGAGCGUUCGCUGUUUUGUGGCUGCUGCACCGGUCCACUGUGGUGAAGAGAGAGCAGAGCCAGAGAGCAGAGCUUGGAAUUUACCAGUCGAUCUUCGUUCCAGUACUCACCUAUGGUCAUGAGCUCUGGGUCGUGACCGAAAGAACGAGAUCCUGACUACAAGCGGCUGAAAUGAAUUUUCUCCGGAGGGUGGCCGGGCGCUCCCUUAGAGAUUGGAUGAGAAGCUUGGUCACCAAAAAAGAGCUUGGAGUAGAGCUGCUGCUUCUCCAUAUGGAGCAGAGUCAGUUGAGAAUGCUUGGGAAUCUGGUCCAGAUGCCUCCUGGACGCCUCCCUGGAGAAGUGUUCCAGGCAUGUCCCACUGGGCGGAGGCCCCAGUCGGACAUGGAAGACCCGUAAGAUCCAGAACACGCUCGAGAGACCACCUCUCUCUGGGGCCCUGGAAAUCCCUCGGGUUGCCUCAGAGGAGCUGGAGGAAGUGGUCGGGGAGAGGGAAGUCUGGGCAUCUUUGCUUAGACUGCUGCUGCUGCCACCUGGUCUCGGAUGAGCGGAAGAAGAUGGAUGGUUUAAAAUUGCAUUUCUUUAUUUAAAUUGUUGUAAAUCAGGAGCAGACUAAAAAUUGCCAUUGGAAAAAUUUGAGUUGUUACGAAUAAAACAUGACGGGUGAACCAUUUGUUCUCCCCUCUGCUCCAUUCUGAUGCAUCAACUUGUAGAUCCAAGUAUGUCUUUGUUUUCCUCAUCUGAGCUGGCAUCAAAACUGCACGGCUGGAUAGCUCCAACAUUGAUUCCCAUUUUUGUUAUACAGGAAGUGCUAGGUUGCUAGCAGGAGAGUGUAAACAAAGGGAUGAUAAGAAGUGUGGGUAGGAUUACUCCCAUCAACAGUCCCACCCAGGAAAAUUUCUCUGCAGAAAUUAUGUCCUAUAAAAUGACAAGUUUUAAAAAAGAAUUUUUUGAUGAAAGUAGUAAAAUCAUAUUUUAAAGACCAUUGGGAAUCCUUUAAAAUUGAUCAAAAGAUGAUCGGAGUGGGACUUUAAAGCAGAGAAACAUACCAAGCUUCCAGGACGGUGGACCUAAAGUUCAGAAACAUUGUAAAACGCCAACACUUUUUUUAAAUUGUAAAUUCCAAAUAAUGGCAUAAAUAAAAACAAGUAGAGAAAUUAGUUUUUAAUUUAGUGGCAAUAACAGUGUAACAGAAAAGAAGAGACGGGAUUACAAAACUAGUUUUUGUGAAAUGAAACUGAAUCAUAUUUUGCCUGAAUAUAGAGUUGAAAUAUUAUUUGCAUGUUUAUGACACUAGCUGCAAAACAUACUUUCUUUUUAACUGGAUAAAAGCUAAAAGAUUUUUAAUUAUCUUAUUUAUUAAAACUAGCUUUUUGCCCCACUUUAUUGGUGCUUAAUUUUCUUUCUGUAAAAGCUUAAUUUAUGCUCUACAAGCACUUAAAAAACAUAACUAAUAUGUAUUUCUUUUCCAGAAAUUAUUAAUUUUAACCGAAGAUUAAAGCAAAAAGCCCCAAACCGUCCAAAUAAAACAGAAGUCAAUUUAUUACUUUGAAAAUACCUGGAUAAAAAAAGUUUUAAUUGCAAUAUGUCAAUUUUUUGUUGCUCUGUCCAGCUGUUCCAGAUGAUCCUCUGAGCUCUGAAUUUAUGAGCAUUUCUGAUGUGUUUGAUUGAGUUGGACUUGUAUAAACUGUGGGUCAGGAUGUGUUUUCCAUUUUUCUGUGUGAGAUGAAGUCAGUAGUGACGAAAGUAGAGUCAACUUAAUUUAUGCCAGAGAGAAAGAAAUAAAGGUUGUUGCAUUUGUCAGCUUCAUAAGAAAACAUCAAAAUCAUUCAAAUAAAUAGUAAAAUACAAUACUUUACUCUGACUAUUUAAAGAAUUUCAGCAUUAAAAGACAGACUUUCAUAGACGGGCUUUGAUAGUGUACCAGUGCCUCUUGGUUUAUUUUAUCAUACAUCUAAAAUAGAUUAAUAAAUUAAUUUCUUUAUCUUUAUUUUUGAUGUGUGACGACCCAGCAGAAUUCUCUCUGUCCUUUGUUUUUUAAUGCGUGUAUGUUUGUUCAGUGUUUAGUGUUUGUUAGCACUUAAUAAAGAGAAAUAGAAAUGUAAAA